AUGGCACCAGCUGAAAUCUGCAAUCCAUCUAUUCCGAUACCUGACACCAUCUGGCAAUCGUUCAAGUCUGCCGUAUCGAAAACUCCUCAAGAUGUUGCCUACACCGUCUACUAUGAACCGGCAGACCAUCUUCGAGAGCUCCGGUGCCCAAAAUAUGCACCUUCAGGGAGCUACCUCAACUGGACGUUCGCCGAGCUCGAAUAUGCCACAGUGAGCUUGGCCGCUGGCAUGCUGACUAGAGGUGUGAAACGCGGCUCCAUAAUGGUGACUUUCUUGCCCAACGGCAUCGCGCGUGAACUUUGCUUGUGGGUAUCUGUCGCUCUCCAACUUACGCUCUUGCCAUGCGACCCGGCCUUGCUUGAGGCUGGUCGUGAAGAGCAAUUCAAGGAGUACAUCGACACAGUCUCACCAGGAGUUGUGAUCGUGAGCGGUGAUCAAGCUGCCACAACAUGGGAAGAGCGAAGCCUAGGCACGGGAGCAUUGCAGUUGAUUCUCCAGCCCACCACUCGACCGGAUUGGACACGUUUCACCGCCUUACCGCUUCCGAAGGGCGACUACGAUGCCGAGUUGGAGCUCAUCGACCAGCAAGAUCUUGAAAUCGAGAAUGAUCGCGAACGCAUCAUUGCGAUCCUCUUUACCUCCGGCACAUCCUCCGGAAAACCCAAAGGCUGCGCCAUAAGAUCUCGCCAGAUCCUCACCGGCGCUCAUGGCGAUUCUGUCUUCGACAAGCCGGUGCAGUCGUUGCUCGUUCCCUAUCCAAAUUAUCGCGCUGCAGCCAAUUGGAUGACUUAUCAUUGUAUCCUCCAGAAUACAAGACUCGUGUUCCCUUCAGUGGCCGUGGAUAUCGCGGCGAUGUUGGAUGUCAUCGAGAUCUGCCAAGUAGAGGGCGCGAUUAUCAUGCCGUUUAUGGUGCAUCUCUUCUCCAAAGAUGCCAAAUUCAUCGCCGGCAAGAGGGAUCUGAGCAGUUUCAAGAGGGUUAUGUUGGGAGGAGACGUCAUUACGGUGGGCGUAAUAGAGCAAGCGCGCGCAGUCUUCCCUAAUGCAGUCGUUCGAGGUAGCUCUAGUAUAAGUGAAUGCAUUGCUGCCUUAACUUCGAAGAAAUAUAGAGAAGGUCUUCAACCCACCUUUGGCACUAUUGUCAGCGCGGGCUAUCCAGCACAAGCUACUUAUGCUAGGUUCUGUGACGAAAACCGCAAGAAGAACGUGCAGCCGGAGUUAUUCUACGAGGAUCAGAAGGGUAACUGGAUGUUAACUGGCGAUCGUGCAUUCAUGGACGAGAAUGGUUUCAUCUUCAUCACCGGAAGACUGAAAGACAUUAUCAAGAAGCGCGGAAGGACGAUCUCGCCAGCGAUCAUCAGUUCGAGGUUGAACAAACAGCCUGGCGUUCUGGCCACGGUUUUCGGAGUUCCUCAUGAGAUUGAUGGCGAAUCAGUCGUGGCGGUGAUUGACAGCGCUGAUCCAUCGAACACUCCAGAGCGUAUCAAGCAAAUUGUCCAGGAGUCUCUAGGCAAUGACUAUGCUCUCGAUGAAGUAUACAGUCUCGGAGACCUGGGCUUGCGCAGCUUUCCCAUUGGACCCACGGGCAAGAUCCUCAGGCAGUGUUGGAACUUAAACAGCGGCAAGGGUCAAGUGCGACGCCAAUUGUCGAGUGAUAGCUAG
Messenger RNA from Cercospora beticola, 1659 nucleotides. RefSeq lists its product as uncharacterized. NCBI's taxonomy places the organism in Eukaryota, Fungi, Ascomycota, Dothideomycetes, Mycosphaerellales, Mycosphaerellaceae. The record is from RefSeq and is a predicted model, not a curated record.